AUGAUGCUGCGUGUGCAACAGGCGUUUCGCGCACUGGCUCACCCCGGGCUGCGCCCCAUAUCCGAUUUUCCACUCGAGACCCAUGAAAAGCAAGCCGCGGCACUUCCGCUGCUCUACAGCACUGACGAGGCGCUCGACAUCCUGGAGAAGAAGGUCAGCAGCAUGGAGGACUUUGAUGCGCGCUUCCCGGGUUUCGGGGGCUACAUGCCCUGGUUCUGCUCUCGUGGCAUCAAUGAUGCGGGGGUCUGCAAGAGCACCACGGACCCUGGAACCAGCAGGAUGAUGCCCUUGCCUGGCUGGGAGAGGAGCCUGCCAGGCCUGGACAACGGCCAGCUUGCCUUUGGCACCGCCGCAGUGGUCUGUCGGUUUGCCCAGAUGGCCCGGCGCUGGAACGGCCGCCUGGAGCGGAUGAAGGUGGAGAGGGCAUCGGUUGUGAACCUUUUCUACGAUGGAGCCGGUCUGGUUGCAAGGAAUGCCUCCAAUGCUCACAACCAGAACCAAAUGGUUCUUUGGGAUGCUUUCGAAGGGGAGAUGUGGGUUGUGAUCUUCAUGGACAUCUUCGGCAAUUGGAGCAAGUACCCAAACAACGGUGAGGAGCUGCGGGCCGAGGAGAAGAAGCUGAUGUGGAAGAUCAAGGCAGAACAUGUGGAGCCUGUUGUUUACACAGCCGCCGACAAUUCGAAGAUGGUUCUGCAGAAAGGAUUUUGGUUCUCAGCGCAUGAACAGUGGAAGACCUUACAGCUUCCUUACAUGGACAUCCCGCUGGUCAGGCACCUUUUCACGAACGGCGAGUUCGCACGCUUGGAGAAUUCAUUGCAACAGCAGCUGCCUGGCUUAAUGGCUUCGGUGAACGCGCCCCAUGGUGUGCAGUGCGACGCCCAUCCGUACUGCAGUGCCGUGGGCAUACAGGCGCUAGCGGAGCAGCCAAUUUUUACAGAGACAGUCCUUACCCCCUAUGCUUCUUUCCCUUCGAUCUUGGUGGAUUCAGCCGCUGGACUUGCGUGGUAUAACCACAUGCUGGCCAUGCCGCGGGUGCAAACACCUGUUGGCAGCAUUGAGUCCUUCACCAACACUGGCAAGGCAGUCGCACCCAUGGCGACCUGGGAUGCCAAAGCUACCACCGUCGUAGCCAUGCUUGGCGGAACCGGACCUCUCCUGCGCACCUACAUGCAAGAGCAUGGAGUCUAUGGCGUCUUUGAAGAUCGUGUCAAGUCCAUGUAUGGGCCGAUCUUCGAGCCGGUAAUUGCCUCCGUGAUGCCGAGUAAGGCUUCAGUCGAUGCGCAAAUCGCGCAGCUCCCAAAGCUGCCGCUGCCGGCACCCCAUCCUGCUCGACGCAAGGAUGCUCUGCCGGCCGACUUUCCGAGCUGCCGUUGCCGCUCGGAUGAUGGGCUCAAGAGCAGGAGCAGCAGCAUGAAGGAGCAGGAGCAGCAGGAGGAGGUGCUGCAGGUUUGUGAUGAGCUUGGCAUCGAGACAGCACCCGCCGAGGUUGCCGCAGGCAUGUUCAUCGUACCGAUGCAGUCCUGGUACUCCAGAGAUUUCAUCUCCAAAGCAUUGCGCCAGCAGCAUGCAUCAGCGACGGACGCGGAUGCCAAGGUGACCAUCGAUCAGUGGAUCCAAUGGCCUUUUCCUUGUGGCUCUGAUGACGCCUGGAAGUUCUUUAUGAGGAUGAACGAGGCGGCUCUCAGGGCCACCCUUGUGGCGAAGACGGCCUUCGAGCGAUUCUGCGACCAGCCGGCCCAGGUGAUGACUAUGACGCACUUCCUGACGAGACCAGAACUGUCUUUUGAUUGGACAAUUCCGGGGAUUUGGGACCACAUCGGCUGUGAAGGACUGGACGAGCAGAUUCGAACGAUCGGAUCGGAUGUCCACGUCUACGGCCGUGCCUGCACCGGCCCGCAGGUUCAGGAGAUCGAUGGCUUGAGCUAUGUCCAUAACUACAUAGGCUCAACCGAAAAGCACCGUCCUGGAAUGGCACCCUUUUGCAUCUUCGACCGUGGGGAGAUCCUUCCCACCACGCAGCCGUCGCAAGCCAACGGCUUCAAUUUCCAGCCCAGUGCGCGCCCGCAGGAUCCUGCGCCGCGAAGGGCCUUCGGCGGAGGCUGA
Messenger RNA from Symbiodinium necroappetens, 2103 nucleotides. Lineage: Eukaryota; Dinophyceae; Suessiales; Symbiodiniaceae. The record is from the annotation of a GenBank genome assembly.